Messenger RNA from Protopolystoma xenopodis, 2037 nucleotides. The record is from the annotation of a GenBank genome assembly. NCBI's taxonomy places the organism in Eukaryota, Metazoa, Platyhelminthes, Monogenea, Polystomatidea, Polystomatidae.
ACUGUCACCUUUACGGAUGUGGCUCCAAUCACUCGUUACGACCCACUUACACAUCGAGCCUCUCUUAUUCCAUUGGAUUGGGACCACUCAAAUUUGAUGCAUCAUGCCGUCACCCAAAUGCAUUUGAUUCUUUCCGGUAGUGCCGGAGCUACUGGAGCCAUUAAGAGUUCCACAAUAAAGCAUCCUGAUUCCUCCCGCGUAGAGAUGAUGAAUAUAAAACUCGUCAACGUCUACCUUUUCGGAGGAUACAGUCUAGCCUAUGGCUAUCAUACCAAUAUUCUUCAAUGUAUCCAAAUCCCAUUACUUUCGGAAUUAGACUCUUUUUCUCAGUCAGAAUUGCCAAUUUCUUCGUCUCCUCACCCCUCGUCAUUAACAUUCAAGCAAAUGCCCAAACCAUGCUGUCAAAUUCUUUCCGGUAAUGGGCUUUUGAGUAAUUUGUCAACGGGCAGGCAAAACGACUGGGCCAACCUAAAGGCGGUGUGUCUUCUAGCUGUUGGUGGGCAUCUAAAUUACUGCCGCUUUACGAGCUCCUCAGACCAGCUGCAGGUUAUUUCGCGGGCCAGAAUAUCCAACCUUUUGGAACCUUCACCGCGUGACAAGCAUUCACUGGAAUACUGGAAUGAUCAACUAUUUGUAUUCGGUGGAUACGGACCUAAUCCUAGACCGCUGUUCGGAUUCCCACUUUCCCUACUUCAUUGGCCCUACCUUUAUCGGCAAGAAAAGCCUACAUUAUCCGGCUCAGAGCCAUUUGAGGACUAUAGGAUAGACGUAGAUGUUGAGGAGUGGAUACCAGACUCUGAUGGAAGAGGUUGGAACAACCAACUCUGUGUCUACGAUCUGACCAACGGCGUCUGGCGGCUUCCAAUCACUCGAGGCGCCUCGCCUCCAGCCGCUAGGGCUGCGCAUCAGUCUGCCAUACUGGCAAGUAGGGCUUUGAUGUUUAUAUUUGGUGGCCGCAGUGGCCUCCGACCAUGCCAAAAUAGCCAUAGCGACCCCUUACCCCAAGCAGCUGGACUUCAUGAUACCAAUGAUAUAUCCUGCAAUCCGGGACAACUUCAAGAAGAUGUUGGAGACUCAAUUAGUCAUCUGGGCAGACGCAACGAUCUAUAUUGCCUCGACCUUGAGCUGCUUGAAUGGACGCGAGUUCGAACACCACUGGAUGAUUUUGGCCUUGUUGGCGGACCUGGUCUAGAGCCGACUGGCUGGUGGCCUUGUGGCCGAUCGUGGAAUGGAUUCACCAUCGUUUCUGAUGCCGUCUGUUCUCCUUCAUCUCAAGAGUCCUGUCGUGCAGGCCGAGACAAAGACUUGCUACCGUUGCACCUGUUUAUCCACGGGGGUCGGUCCAACUCUGACGCUGCGCUCUCCGAUUCCUAUGUGCUCGGUAUCCGUGAGUGUCCCCGGCACUCAGUCUCCAAAGAAACCUGGCAGCCUAAACCUGUCCUCGAGGCUCGUGUGAUGUGUCGUGCCGUCCAUCGGGACGAAUUAUUGCUUGGCUUGGAACAGGAGGAUGCUUCUGAUGAGGCUGCUUGGGCUGCUGGGCUUCCCGGUCCACCAUGUUUUUGUUAUGCUUCUUCCGGUCCUACGCCAGAUACAGCCUCCGUGUUCUCCAGCACUCUGCUUCCUUUUGUAAAGGUUCGUCAGCCUCUUGUCCAAUACUUCUCUCUUCCUGCACGACCCACUUCGACCGACAGUUCUGCAGAAGCUGUGGCAACUAGCCAAUUGCAUUAUUUGAUUGAAUGUCUCAAGUUAGUCAGCUUCUCAUCUGAGGACGCCGGGUCUUUUCUGGGACCGACUGAUCAAGUCACCGAACAGAUGGAAUUCUAUCAUCUCGCCCACCUUCUCUCCAAAGUGACUUUGUGUAUAUUACAAUUUUCUGCCUUUGCCCCCUGUUCUUGCCCCACUGACUUGCCUACUUGCGACCAGCAGCUUCUCACAAGCGAGUAUACACGUCUUCAGAUGGAUGUAAAUUCUGCACAAAAUCUGAUCACUCUCAGCCUCUUGUUUAGCACCCUGAUAGACUUCAUGCCUCCAGCCGAU